Anopheles gambiae (African malaria mosquito) is the source of this 2974-nucleotide messenger RNA. Its product is annotated as integrator complex subunit 6 homolog. Bases 329 to 2887 code for a protein of 852 amino acids. The record is from RefSeq and is a predicted model, not a curated record. The transcript has 6 exons. NCBI's taxonomy places the organism in Eukaryota, Metazoa, Arthropoda, Insecta, Diptera, Culicidae.
GGCAAGGACUUCACUCUAUCGGAGCGUUCGGUACGGUACGGAACAGUAAACUCCUGUAUCACUCUUGUAUUGUGUGGAUGUGUGCAUGUGUGUGCUAUAUGUUUAGGUUCCAGUGGUAACCAGUAUCCUUAAGGUUCGAACGUUUACCGUGUACGCACGGUUCAGUGUUUCCGGUGCCGCAGUUUAGUGACGAUCUCUAGAUUAAUACAACACCAGUCCCUUGCCGGGGUGCCCCAGCGUGCUCGCUUCUUUCAACCUCCGCUCCGGAAAGGCAAAACUCGCGUGUCAAGGACGUUGCAGCAGACCCGCAACACCGUCACCAUCCGGCAUGGCGAAGCUACUCCUUAGUUUCGUGCUCGCGAUCCUCACCGUCGGCAGCAUCGAUUCGGUCGAGUCACGGGCGGUAAACAUCAGCAACACGUGGACGCUACCGCAGGAAGGCUUCUCCGUGUUCUACCGCUACUUUCGCGACAAAAUUUCCUGGUUUGAAGCGGAUGCCGUCUGUCAGUUCCAUCACGCCAAUCUAGUCACCGUGGACAAUGGUGUACAAUUCGAUGCGACGCGGGCCUUCCUGAAGGAGCUGGAUGUCACCAGCGCAGUAUGGAUCGGACUGAUGCGUCCCGAAAACUCAGCCCGCUUCACCUGGACGAGCUCCAAGGCACUGGAUCCAUCGAGCGGAUAUUGGGCGGAGGCAAUUCCAGCCAUGGAGCAGCCCCUGUGCGCGGUAGUGGACCCAGUGCGUGACUUCCGCUGGCAUGCACUCCGUUGCGGUGGUCCGGAAACGGCCGCUUUUCUGUGUGAACUACCGGUUCCAACGUGGGCGGUGGACUGUACCGUCACGUCAAUUCCAUCACUGACUGUGCAGUAUAUGUCGGACAGUGGUACCGUGCAGCUGUCACGGGACUGUGGCGAAUCAGGCACGAAACACAUCUCCUGCCAGGGGAAACAGGACCGGGACAGCAUUAUCGAGCAACUGCAGUGUAGCGAUGAGGAGGACCUGGCGUCGGUGCUCGCGACCGAGAACAACAACCAGCUGCCGGGUGUCGAAAGUGCGGCCACGGCUAGCUCGACGCGUCGCCCGCAACAGCAGCCUAUACUGGAGCAUGAUAUACUGACGGUAGUGUCGAACAACGACGAAGAAAGCAACAACAAGAUCGAGGUCAACCCGAACCAAAUCGAGGACACGGUAAAGAACGUGAUCAACAAGUUUAACCUGCAGGACCUGAUGCGCAGCGAGCAGGCGGCCGCCUUGCACAGCGAAGAGGUGGACGGUCACGGUGCUGAGAGUGUGCGUAAGUCAGUCUACGCCAAGAAGUACUCACCCUUGUAUGAGAAGAAGAACCAUUACGCGAAGAAGAAUGUCAACGGAUCGGAACGGAACGAGAGCGCCGAUGAGGAGGAGGAGGAUGAAGACGAACCGAUGCUUGGAGAUCAACCGCUGCCGGACGAGACGGAGACGCAACCGAUCGACAUCAUUCAGCAAGCGGUGAAACCGACAUCGGACGGAGACUAUGCUGACUCGGCAGUGGUGAGCGGUGGAGCAAAAAUAGGAAAUGAGGAGCCGGCGGGUGUUGUUGGUGUGACGACCCCGGAAACAGGUACCACGCCCGAUUCACGCUUGCGACGUGGAACCGAUUCGGACCGGGAGGAAGAUACGGUGACUAAGAUGACAGAAUCAGUUUCAAGCAGCAGUACUGCAUCUGGCGUUACCGAAGUAACGACAACGUCAUCGACCGCUGCUCCAACUGCAGUGCCUUCUCUGUCACCGACAGUUACUAGCACACCGGCGGCACUGCUAACUACCCGCACUACGGCCGCCAGUCACAUCCUGCCAACGACACCCAAGAAGGAAGUCAUUACUGGGGACCACUUCAUUCCUCCAAUGCUGCUCGUCAAGGCCCGGUUCAUCUCUGCUCGGCCACAAACCGAGGCACCCCCGACGACGGUACUGCCAACUGCAUCCUCCACCAGCCUGCCAGUGGAUCUGGAUGUAUCUGACCCAACAAUAACCGGGCUUGUCACGUCGGAAUUGUCGCUCACGGAGGAUGAAACGAAGCUGGAACCAUCCCCAUCGUCAGCUUCAAUUGCAACUGAAAGCGCUGCAGAGACAACGCCCAUUGCUUCUACAGACGCGCAUCACGUUGUUCAGGUUGUAUUUGAAUCGAGUGAAUCGGGACGUUCCGAAUCGGCCGGAUCGCUCACCAUAACUACCCGGCCGUUCUCAGCGGUGGACACGACACAUGCACCGCUGGUGGUGGAUCCUUCUGCACCUCAGUCGGCUGCGCUAGUGGCAACCAUACAGUUAACGCAGUAUUCGGACUCCAUCACCAGUACGGCCGUUCCAGAGCUGGAUACAAUUGUGCACUCUUCAGCAGCUCCGAAGAUGUCGUUUACUUCGAGUACGGAAGAUCUAGACAUUACAACCGUCGCGCCAGAAACAGUGGAAGCAAAUGUGAGCAGUAAAACCAAUCCCUCUGUGUCGCCUCCAGCAACCGUUGCUCCAUCUACGAUGGUAUCCACGCCCGAUCAGGAAUUUUUUUCAAGCUCAAGCGAUCCAAAUACAACACCGGGAGUGGAAGACAGUUCAUCGCACGAUGUGACAACGGCGAUGCCAUCCACUAGUCCAAAACUUGAACCUUCAGAACAGCCUGCUGGAGAGGCUUCGGGAGUGAAGCAGCAGAUGGAUGGGAUAGAAGACCACCACAACGACCGUACGCACGAGGAGCAUGAAGAGGAAGAAGACGAGCACGAGGAGCACUCCGAGCUGCACAAUAGCUUCUCCAACGUAGAAAAUUAUCAGCCCUACAAACCGAACCGUCACCGUGCGCUAACCAAACCUGAGGUGCACAACAACCAUGGGGCGUACAUUAAGAAAAUUCUUGGCUAAAGAUGGCACUUCUAGUAGCGGGUUCGUCACCCUCCGCAUAUCUGCUUGGUAUGUGUCUACUGGUAUGUUUUAAAAACGGUCUUCAAG